This is a messenger RNA of Yarrowia lipolytica CLIB122, 1479 nucleotides long. RefSeq lists its product as uncharacterized. The record is from RefSeq and is a predicted model, not a curated record. NCBI's taxonomy places the organism in Eukaryota, Fungi, Ascomycota, Dipodascomycetes, Dipodascales. Gene Ontology annotation, molecular function: protein binding.
AUGCUACGGAGCUGCGGACGAGCUGGAAAACCACUACGACGGCUCGCCGCCGUCCAGACAAGAGGCUACCGAGAUCCCUACCACGUGUCCUGGCACUUCAACUUCAAGCCCGAGGCCGUGGAGCCUCCGACGGGUCACCGGCUAACCGACAAUCUCAGCAUUGCGCUCAACAAGCGGAACAAGAAGGAGAAUGGCACCGGAGCUCUCAAACUUGCGCUGGAGAUCUGCGAGACCAGCGGACCCGAGGCCAUCACACCCAUUCUGUACGGCCAAUUGCUGGAGAAUGUGUACGAGGAGGUGAGAGGUAUUCCCAUUUCCAAGCUACGAACAUACAACACUGCCCGUCUGCAGGUGCUGGAGAGUCUGUCGCACUUUGUGCCUGGCCUCAACGCCCGUCAUUACACAUAUCUCAUCAAGCUGGCUCACCUGACGCGACGCCCAAAGCAGGUACAGGACGCAUGGGAGCAGGCCAUGCUCAACGAGUGCGACAAGACAUCUGCUCUGUACAACGCGUACCUCAAGGCUCGAACCGAUGCCUCCCCCCGGCUCCGAGGUAACAGUGACAUGCCCGAUCUGGCAGGUGCCAAGUUCUGGGCGACCAACAAGGACGUGUCCGAUUCUAGAGCUCAUGCGCUUGAUCCCAUCGAAUUCAUGAACGAGAUGCGAGACCGGGGUAUCGAGCCCACUCGAAUCACAUACGCCAUUGCUCUCAACCACUAUGGUCAGCAGAACAACUUACCUAUGGCGGUGAGCAUCUGUGAGAACCUGUGGGGAGUGGGAUUCAACAGUGGAAAGUUGGAGGGACCUCGAGUACCCCACACUUCGAUAAUGCACCCGACUCCAUUCACUCUCAUCUCUAUCAUUGACGCAUUCGGUCUGAAUGACCGUCUAGUCGAAGGAAAGGCAUAUUGUGAAACUAUUGCUGAUAUCUACGGCAUUCGACUUGACAGUCAGUUGGCUCAGGGAUACUGGACCCAUCUAAUGAGACAUGCUCUGUACACUGGUAUCCCUCACGGACAAAGCUCAAAGGAAAUGUGCAACUCUGUGUGGUCCAAUAUUGUUGAGUUCGACUACCCUCCUUCUCCCGCGCAGUAUUCUCUUCGAAUCAGAGACUUGCUCGCCAGAGACCGUCUUGAAGACCUCCAAACUCUGAUGCACUACGCUCUGAGCGUGGAUAAGGUUGGAGAAAUGGCGGCCGUUGUCUCCACAUAUAUUGGUCUUCUCCUGAGACGAUACACAACCACAGGCAACUUCCCCAAGGCCAUUGAGGUGGCUAGAACGUUCCAGGAGCACACUCAGAUGCAGGAAUUUAUCAGCACCAAGAUUCACGAGCUUGAACAGCAGUACAAGAUGGCUGGAAAUGUGCCUGUUGGUGGAGAGGAGGGUAACGAGCUGGACAUUUUGGACAGUGCGUUGGUGCAGGAGUUGAAGUACAUUCCUGAAGAUGAGGAAGACGAGGAGAACUUUUUGCAGUUGUAG